Molecule: messenger RNA, 2523 nt
Organism: Calidris pugnax (ruff)
Lineage: Eukaryota; Metazoa; Chordata; Aves; Charadriiformes; Scolopacidae
Product: solute carrier organic anion transporter family member 1C1-like
Exons: 16
Coding region: 400-2523 (707 amino acids)
Biological process (GO): transmembrane transport; sodium-independent organic anion transport
Cellular component (GO): membrane
Molecular function (GO): protein binding
Source: RefSeq, a predicted model, not a curated record
UGUUCAGAAUUCCUAGAUACUGUUAUGAUUUUAUCACAUUCUUUACAUACUUCUGUAAUUAUGUUAAAAUCAGUGUCAGUAAGGAGGAAAAAGUCACGUCUUUCCUUCCUCUUGCUUUCUAUUUGUGUUCAAUUUAUCCACAGUGAAUUUUUUAUUCGUAUUUAAAACUUUUUUUAAUAUAUUUUAUUUUUAGAUGCAUUAAACCGCACUUGAAAUCAUUUGCACUUGGUAUCUAUACCCUGGCAAUAAGAGUACUUGCGGGAAUUCCAGCCCCAGUGUAUUUCGGAGUGGCUAUAGAUACCACCUGCCUGAAAUGGGGAAGCAAAAGAUGUGGGGGAAGAGGAGCGUGCAGACUCUACGACUCCAGUGCACUAAGAUCGCUCAAUAAAGAAAUCAACUAUGACGACGGAAACCAAAUCCAACAAUGUCAAUGGCUCAAAUCAGGAAGCAGAUCCUGCCCAGCUUUUGGAUGAUGAAGCAAACAAAAAUUUACCAGUCAAAAAGAAGACUUCCUGUUGCACUGGCUUGAAGGUAUUUCUCGCUGCUUUAUCAUUCAGCUACUUGAGUAAAACUUUGUCUGGUACAAUUAUGAAAAGCUCCAUCACUCAGAUUGAACGAAGGUUUGACCUGACCUCUUCUACUGUUGGGUUCAUCGAUGGGAGCUUUGAGAUGGGUAACUUGCUGGUGAUUGCAUUUGUAAGCUACUUUGGAGCUAAACUUCAUAGGCCCAAAGUAAUCGCUGUUGGAUGCUUCACUAUGUCUUUGGGAAGUUUUUUAACAGCAAUGCCUCAUUUCUUCAUGGGAUAUUACAAGUAUGAGACAGCUUCACAUACAGCUUCUUCAGCCAACUUAACUUCACGCAUCAAUCCCUGUUCCCUACAUCAAGGUGGGAACAAAACCUUGUUGGAAGUCUCCCAACCAGGCUGUGAGAAGGAACCGUCAUCAUAUAUGUGGAUAUAUAUCUUACUGGGAAACAUGUUACGUGGAAUUGGUGAGACACCAAUAACACCAUUGGGGAUCUCUUAUAUUGAUGAUUUUGCUAAAGAAGAGGAUGUUCCUGUGUAUGUAGCAUGUUUGCACACAAUAGCCAUGUUGGGCCCAAUGUUUGGUUUCCUGUUGGGAUCUUUAUGUGCAAGACUGUAUGUGGACAUUGGAUUUGUGGAUUUAGGAAGCAUCACAAUCACCCCACAGGAUUCCCGCUGGGUGGGUGCAUGGUGGCUUGGUUUUGUGAUAGCUGGAGCAACCAGUUUCCUAGCUGCUAUUCCAUUUUGCUUCCUGCCAAAGAGACUGAAAAAGCCAGAGGAAGCAAAUAAUGACAAAACUUCAUUUGGUCUCUUGGAAAACAUGGGCGCCACGAAGAAGAUGCUUCCUCCUGCAAAACCUAAGCCAAGGAGGUGUUCAGAAAUAUUGAAAGGUUUCUGUACCUCCCUGAAAAAAGUAUUGAGUAAUCGAAUGUACUUUACGCUUUUGUGUUGCUCAGUGUUACAGUUCAAUAGCUUUAUUGGUUUCUUGACUUACAAACCAAAGUACAUGGAACAGCAGUAUGGACAAUCUACAUCUAAAUCUAACUUUCUCAUAGGCUUGACAUCCUUACCUCCUGUAAGUAUUGGGAUUUUCCUAGGAGGGCUCAUAAUGAAAAAGUACAAAAUGAGCAUCAUUGGAGCAACCAAGUUUGCAUUUACCAUGUCAUUUCUGGCUUAUGUCAUUGCUCUUUCACACUUUUUUGUUGGCUGUGAGAACCAUAUGGUAGCAGGAAUGACAGUAUCCUACGAAGGCAAACCCAUUCCAUACCAUGAAAAUUCCAUAUUUUCUGAGUGCAACUCUGACUGCAAAUGUGCCUCCAAUGUGUGGGAUCCUGUGUGUGGAGACAACGGGCUCACGUAUGUUUCUGCAUGCCUAGCUGGGUGCACGGCUUCAGAGGGACAUGGAAAGAACACGGUCUUCCAUAACUGCAGCUGUCUUGCAGCCAGCAGCUCGUGGACAGGAAAUAACUCUGUCACCUUGGGGCAAUGUCCAAAAAGUGAAGAUUGUUCCAGGAAGUUUAUUUAUUAUACAGUAAUACAGGUCAUAAGUGGCUUUUGUUACGCAUUGGGAGGUACCCCGGCAUACAUGAUUAUGUUUAGAUGUGUUCAGCCAGAGUUGAAAUCUCUUGCAGUUGGUCUAUACACACUUAUGAUGAGAAUUCUAGCUGGGAUUCCAGCACCGGUUUAUUUCGGUGCGCUGAUUGACAAGACGUGCUUGAAAUGGGGCAGCACAAGCUGUGGGCAGCGAGGGGCCUGCAGGCUGUACGACUCCGAUGCGUACAGGUAUGUCUUCCUUGGUUUAGCAGCGCUGUUAAGAGGUCCUUCCUACUUGAUUUCAAUUGUUUUUUAUAUAUUGGUAAAGAAACACUUUCAAAAUAAGAACUCCACACCUAGAGAGAAUGGAGGAAGAGAAGAUGGUCCUAUAAAUACAGAAGAUAAUUGCAAGAUCAAAGAACGUUUGCCAGGUUUUUCUGAUGCAGAGAAUGAAUCGUGUAUUUAG